GCAUCAGUUGUCCAACAACAGUUACACCGCUAACAACGUUCUCCAAAACAAUAUUAUAUAUAUUAAUAUAUUACGAACUUGUGACUAUACCAUUCUCAAGAAAUCUCAAAAUGGGCAGCACACAUUCCGCUGAGAAGGUAAAGAGCGUCGAGGACUCGACCAGUCCUGCAAAUCCUGGCAUCUUCUGCACUCCCCUGCCCGGUUUUAUAAGCAACAUCCAGAGACUCGUCCUCCGCAAACUGAGCAUCUCGGCCAGAAAACAAAAGCGACUAAACAAGCGCUCCAAGCAUCUCCUGCGCCCCAUGCCACGCUGCUCGUCCUUCGGAUCCUGCGGCACCCUACUGACGCCCACCAAGAAGUCCGCAUCCAACAUAGCCGAUCGCCGCUACGCCCAAUGGAAGUGCAGUUUCGAGCAUCUGGCCCAAAAGCAGCCGCGUCUCCAUGACAUCAGCGAGGCCAUGACCGGACAGACCACACCACGCGGCUUCCCCUCCCACACGGAUCCCAAGAGGUGUCUGAUGGUUAUGGACUCCAGUUCGCCGGAGUCACCGCUCUACGACAUGGUCGGUGGGCAGAAAGUUCGCCGCCGCCUGAGUCUGCGCAGCCACGCCCUUGUGCGACGCCCAUCAGCCCGCCAGAAGGCCGAACAGGCCAAGCUGGACGCCCAGUUUCAGCGGGAUCUGCGCGAUCUGGAGGAUUACUACGGUGGAUUCCACUUUGCCCAGCGCCGCGAGCGAUUGGUGAAGGUUUAAGAUAAGAUAAAAAGAUUAACAUAGAGCCAUUUGUAUAGCCAAUAUUGUGAUAGCUCGUAAGCCCAAAAAAAAGUUCUGAAUAAAAUUCAUAUUG
Molecule: messenger RNA, 846 nt
Organism: Drosophila melanogaster (fruit fly)
Lineage: Eukaryota; Metazoa; Arthropoda; Insecta; Diptera; Drosophilidae
Gene: nullo
Product: nullo
Exons: 1
Coding region: 111-752 (213 amino acids)
Source: RefSeq, marked reviewed